GCAUCAAUUUUUUAUAGGUCGUUAAGCAUAAAGUUUAUACGACAACUAAGUUCCAACAUGAGUUCUAAACGUGUAGCUGUAUGUCAAAUGACUUCUGUUGCGGACAAGGCUUCUAACUUACAAGUUGUCAGCAAACUUAUUAGUGAUGCAAGUAAAGAAAAUGUUCAGAUGUUAUUCUUCCCUGAAGCUUGUGACUAUUUAUGUGACAGUAAAAAAGAUACAUUAGAUUCUGCAGAGACAUUGCUUACUGGGAAUACAGUAAAGAGCUAUAGAGAAUUAGCUGCAAAGCAUAAUGUUUGGUUAUCCAUGGGUGGAGUACAUGAAAGGGAUGAACGAAACCCCACAAAAAUGUUUAAUACACAUAUAAUUAUAGACAACAAGGGUGACAUAGUGCAGACAUAUAGAAAGUUGCAUUUGUUUGAUGUAGAGAUUCCAGAGAAGAAUGUCCGUUUGAAGGAAAGUGAUUUUACAAGCCCUGGCAGCCAUGUUGUCACACCUGUUGACACACCUGUAGGACGUAUUGGUUUGGAAAUCUGCUAUGAUAUGCGUUUCCCUGAACUCAGUACAACACUUGGCUCAAUGCGGGCUGAUAUUUUAACAUUUCCAUCUGCAUUUACUUAUGUUACUGGUAUGGCACAUUGGCAUUUGUUGCUCAGAGCACGAGCUAUAGAGAACCAAUGUUAUGUAUUAGCAGCUGCACAAACAGGUCAGCAUAACACCAAGCGACGGUCUUACGGACAUGCUCUGUGCGUAGACCCAUGGGGCGAAGUACUAGCUGAUUGCGAAGAAGAGGGUCCAUGUUAUAAAAUUGCUGAGAUUUCCUUAGAAAAACUUGCUGAUGUAAGACGUAAUAUGCCUGUGUUCCAACAUAGGAGAACAGAUGUGUAUUCAUUAUAUACACUUAGUUUACGUAAUAAACUUUUAGCGGAGCAUUCUGUUACUGCUGUCACAUCUACAACCACCAAUCAAACACAAGAUGUAGAAAAUAGUGAACCAAUGUACGUCUUUGGUCAAGCUAAAGUACCAGAAUCAUGUGUAUUCUAUAAAACUAAUUUAACGUAUGCAUUUGUAAAUUUAAGAUGUGUUAUACCAGGUCAUGUUCUAGUCGCCCCUAUACGAUUAGCAGAAAGAAACAGAGAUCUCAAUGAUGAAGAGGCUGCAGAUUUCUUUAAAACUGUCCGAUUAGUCCAAAGGUUAAUGGAAAAAGUACACAAUGUUAAUUCAAGUACAGUUACCAUUCAGGAUGGACCUGAGGCCGGUCAAACAAUAAAGCAUGUACAUUGUCACAUAUUACCAAGGAAGAAAGACGACUUUAUUGACAACGACCUUAUUUAUUUAGAACUGGCUAAACAUGACAAGGUAUCACCGACAACACCAAGAAAGCCGGCUAGGAGCUUACAAGAGAUGAGAGAAGAGGCUGCCAUGUUACGCAAGGAGCUUGAAAUUAUGACACAGGAUUCUGAAAAACAAAAUUGA
This is a messenger RNA of Papilio machaon (common yellow swallowtail), 1476 nucleotides long. It is a transcript of the gene NitFhit, whose product is annotated as nitrilase and fragile histidine triad fusion protein NitFhit. Gene Ontology annotation, biological process: nucleobase-containing compound metabolic process. NCBI's taxonomy places the organism in Eukaryota, Metazoa, Arthropoda, Insecta, Lepidoptera, Papilionidae. Gene Ontology annotation, molecular function: bis(5'-adenosyl)-triphosphatase activity; hydrolase activity, acting on carbon-nitrogen (but not peptide) bonds, in linear amides. The record is from RefSeq and is a predicted model, not a curated record. The transcript is spliced from 10 exons. The coding region runs from base 58 to 1476 and encodes 472 amino acids.